ACCGGACGGAGGAUCAGCUUGCACCAGGAGGCUCUGCUGAUAUUGCGGAGGCCAUCGCAGGAGUGCAUGACCGCGCCGGACAUCCCGGGGUUCGUCGGACACUGUACUUUGCACGGCGUGACAUUUCAAAGGACGUGACGCGAGCUCAAGUGCAAAAUGUGGUGAGCCAGUGUGACGCAUGCCGCUCAAUCGAUCCGGCGCCAAUGAAGUGGAGGCAUGGCUCGUUGGAAGUGUCUGACGUAUGGAAGCGACUGGCAAUUGAUGUAACGCACUACCGGGGCCAGUCGUUUCUCUCGGUUGUGGACUGUGGACCCUCGCGGUUCUGUCUGUGGCGACACCUGAGUCGUCCGGACGCUGAUGUCACGAUCGCUCAGCUCGAACAGAUCUUCUUCGAGCGCGGGGCACCUGAGGAGCUGCUUUGUGAUAAUGACACCAUCUUUCGCAGUCGGAGUUUUGCGGCUUUUGCAGCGAGGUGGGGCGUGCGUCUUCGAUUUAGGGCGGUUCAUGAGCCGGCUGGCAAUUCGAUAGUUGAGCGGAACCAUCGCACGAUCAAGGUCAUUGCUGCGCGAAAACAAUGCUCGGUGGCCGAGGCAGUCCACCUGUACAAUGUAACGCCGCGCGAGGGUGGAUCUGCACCCGCGAGUGUCGUGUUCCGGUACAAUGUGAGGGACAAUGUGCGGCCCGCUGCUGCACCGCCGGCGCCCAACCCCGUACCAGUGAACAGUGAGGCAGCCGCGUAUCGUGUUGGCGACCCUGUCUGGGUACGUCGUCGGGGAACUCGGUGUGUUGAUGCGUCGCGUCCCGGCACGGUGUCUGAUGUCGUUUCUGAGCAGGUCGUAGAAGUCGAUGGAGUGCCGUGGCACGUGAGAAAUUUACGCCGACGGAAUGCCGCCGUCGAGGAGGGGCCCGUUAGUGAGGGCGACAGUGAGGGAGAGAGGGACGGUGAGAGUCUGGUCAUUACCGUGCCGGUGGUGAAUGAUGCGGGCUCAGAGGGGAACAGUGGGCCGGAAGUCGUGGAGGGAGAGUCAGCUGAGAUUGUGGGCGAGGAGGAGCGACAGAUUCCACGUAGAAGCGAGCGGGAACGUAGACAGGCCCAGUAUUUCCAAUCGAUGGGUUGAUCCUUUGAGAUCAAGGGUGGAGUGUAGUUUCAGUGAUGCUUUUCGAUGCUAAGUGAUGCUUUCCGCGAUGCGAGUCGGAUGGACUUCGCUCAGGCGGUGUCAGGUCGCUGCCGCCGGGGCCAAGCUGUGUCCGGGCAGGCGGUGAGUCAGUGAGCAAGAUGGACUGACGGUGUGAGGGUGCGCGCUGAGGAAUACAGAAUCUACACAUUUACAGAACUUCAGAGACGAUAUCGCCAAAAUGCAUUAUCUUUGAUGCACAUCGCGAGCUACAAGUUCGCACUGGCGACGACUUGCUGCAAUAGCCUUCCUGGGUAUGUACUGAGUUUGACAAAGAGGGUAAUAUAAAAACCACCUUUUUUCUCUUGGCGGAGGUAUAUAAAGGAAGUGAAUUUUCCACCAGUGCAUCCGUGCUCGGAGGAGGAGCUUCGGCGUCAGACCAGCUGCCAGGAGCAAGAAAGCACACUGAAAGAGCGUACUGAACACAGCGAAGGCGGGUUGAAAGACAAAGAAAGAACACCGAAAAGGCGCUGAAGAGUCAAAAGAGUCCAGGAAGAACACCAGAGUAGAGCCGAAGAAGAGGCGAGGUAGUGUGACAGGAACUCAGAAAAACGCUGGAUGAGCAGCGAGGGGACACCGCGACAGCUCUGAAGGACCGCUGAACGGACAUCGAGAACACGGCGAAAGACACCGGAGCAGUCUCCUGGAAAAGUGAAUUGGAACGCUGC
Molecule: messenger RNA, 1843 nt
Organism: Amphibalanus amphitrite
Lineage: Eukaryota; Metazoa; Arthropoda; Thecostraca; Balanomorpha; Balanidae
Exons: 2
Coding region: 204-1118 (304 amino acids)
Biological process (GO): DNA integration
Molecular function (GO): nucleic acid binding
Source: RefSeq, a predicted model, not a curated record